CACUACUCCCACCCAUUCUCUCUCUUUUCUAUAUAAUCUCAACCCACACGGCCCCCCUUUCCACUCCUCCACAACUCCACUGCUUUUCAUCAUCAUCAUCAUCAUCAUCCCUUUCUUACUCUCUUUCUCUCUCAACUGCACCUCAAUCUCAUUCCCUUCUUUACCCAACUUCUCCACCGGGGCUAAAUUUUAUAAAGCUAGACAUGAUGGUUCAAAAGGAAGAUUUGGGUUUGAGUCUAAGCCUCAACUUCCGUCACAAUAUUCCCAAUCCUCAACAUCUUACUCUCAUCUCCUCUUCCCCUUCCGCUUCAAAUCCUUUUAAACCCUCUUGGAACGACGCUUUUGCCUCCUCGGAUCGAAACUCGGACACAUGCAGAGGCGAAACCCGAUCGUUCCUACGCGGAAUCGACGUGAAUCGGUUGCCUUCGGCCGUGGACAUGGAAGAGGAAGCGGGAGUUUCGUCUCCGAACAGCACCGUUUCGAGCGUGAGCGGAAAACGAAGCGAGCGAGAACCCACCGGCGAAGAACACGACAUGAACAGAGCCUGUUCCCGCGGAGUCAGCGACGAAGAAGACGGCGAAACCUCAAGGAAAAAGCUCAGACUCUCCAAAGACCAAUCAGCUAUUCUGGAAGAAAGUUUCAAAGAGCACAAUACCCUCAACCCGAAGCAAAAGCUGGCACUGGCAAAGCAGCUAGGUCUUCUACCAAGACAAGUUGAGGUGUGGUUCCAGAACCGAAGAGCAAGGACUAAGCUGAAGCAAACCGAGGUGGACUGCGAGGUGUUGAAAAGGUGCUGUGAGAAUCUGACGGAGGAAAAUAGAAGGUUGCAGAAGGAAGUCCAGGAGCUUAGAGCACUGAAACUUUCCCCUCAGUUUUACAUGCAAAUGACCCCUCCCACCACACUCACCAUGUGCCCAUCUUGCGAGCGGGUGGCUGUUCCGUCGUCGGCCGUGGAUGCCGGCACGCGUCAUCAUCCGAUGGGCCAGGCACAGAGCCACAGUCGGGCCCUAGGCAUGGGGCCGUGGGGUUCGGCAGCUUCCAUUCCGCAGCGGGGCUUUGAUGGUUUCCACCACUGAUUGUGAAUAAGGGUGAAACAGUGGACACGGUGAUUAGAAGAAGAAGGGUUCUAGUGGGUCUCCAAUGUUUUGUACCACUUUGACUCAUCAUCUUUUGUUUUUUGCUUGGAUGACCCGUAUUAUUUAUUAUUAGUUAGGAGGUUUUCAGUUUUUAGUAUUUCUUAACCUUUUCCCAUCUCAACACUAAACACACACUUUGUGUAAACUGCAAUUAUAUAGCUUUCUUUCCCAUACCCUGUUUUUCUCAAACCAUUCUUUUGUUUUUAGUGUCUAUACUUCCUAGGCAUCUUAUAACCACGCUUUCUGAUACCUUAAUAAACAAGUUUCUCUUUCA
Vigna radiata var. radiata (mung bean) is the source of this 1410-nucleotide messenger RNA. Its product is annotated as homeobox-leucine zipper protein HAT4. Gene Ontology annotation, cellular component: nucleus. NCBI's taxonomy places the organism in Eukaryota, Viridiplantae, Streptophyta, Magnoliopsida, Fabales, Fabaceae. Gene Ontology annotation, biological process: regulation of DNA-templated transcription. The coding region runs from base 204 to 1076 and encodes 290 amino acids. The transcript is spliced from 4 exons. The record is from RefSeq and is a predicted model, not a curated record. Gene Ontology annotation, molecular function: sequence-specific DNA binding; DNA-binding transcription factor activity, RNA polymerase II-specific.